Molecule: messenger RNA, 7360 nt
Organism: Mercenaria mercenaria
Lineage: Eukaryota; Metazoa; Mollusca; Bivalvia; Venerida; Veneridae
Product: low-density lipoprotein receptor-related protein 1-like
Exons: 38
Coding region: 233-6322 (2029 amino acids)
Source: RefSeq, a predicted model, not a curated record
AAAUUGUUUACAUACAGCUUUCAGAUAAAUACUUUCCUAUAUAUAUUUUGUUGAAUCUAAUUAAAAGUUUGAGAAUGAACACUAGAGCGUUGAUUCUAUUUAAAGAUAAACGAUCGAGCGGUGUUGUUUAUAUUCGGAUAUAUAGACUGCUUUCUGCAGGAAAUAUUCCAAGGAGUGGAAGUGAUUGUAAAAAAUACUUAACCAGGUUUAAAAGACUUUGUCAAAUCGGCUUAUGAGAUACCUGACGCCCAUGGAUAGGUACGCAGCUGCUCUUCUUGUGAUCGGGAUGUAUGCUUGGUGUUAUGGUCAAAGUGCAGUCGAAAAUUCUUGGCCAAUAGAGCGUGGUCUGAUACUUACCAUGUCAAACAGAUCUCAUGGUUGGCCGCUAUCGAACUAUCAACUGCGCCAUCUACCGAUUUAUCCAGGUUAUGAGAAUUUCUCGGGUCUGUAUUCUGGUGUUAAGUUUCCAAACUACAAUACUCACUUCCUUAGUAUUGAUGUGGAUUACAGAACAAAAUGUAUUUAUAUGUAUGAAUAUCACCGAAGGUCAAUAGUUGUUGGAGCAGGUUAUAAUAAAGAUCUGAAUAUGAGCAACAUGGAAUUUAAACAUAUGCACAUUGGAGUGUCAAGAGGGAAUAUCCAAGUAGCAGUUGAUUGGCUGUCGCACACGGUGUACUGGACCGAUUCAGUGUUUCGAUGGAUUGUAGCAGCACCUGGUCAGAAAAACAAGAUCAAUAUGGAUUAUUAUAAAGUUAUUGCUGACAUUCAUCUUGAUAAACCUGGUGGUUUAACAGUUGACCCACUCGAAGGGUAUCUCUUUUGGUCAGAUAAUGGAAAACAUCCUAAAAUAGAACGUUCAGACUUAAUGGGAAUGAGCCGGCACACGAUCUUUUCCAAAUAUUUAGAGUCACCAUUCACUCUGGAGGCAGAUAUAUUCGGAAAACGGAUUUAUUGGAUUGAUUCAAAAUACGAGUCAAUAUUGUCAACCACCUACAAUGGGGAAGAUGUCAUAUUGAUCCAGAGGAUUCCAAAUUCAAUGUUAUUUGACCUGGCAAUAUUUAGGGAGGUUAUGUAUAUCAGUGAUGUUCGUACUGGUAACUUGUAUACUCUAAACAAAACCAAAGGUAUACAUUUGGGUAAACAAGAGUCAGCUCCUAUUAGCAUUCCACUAAAAGUUAUCUAUGGUAUAGCUGUAUACGGAGAUGAAAACCAACCUCUAAAAGAUAAAGAUUAUUGCGCCGAGAAGAACUGUGAUCAUUUAUGUAUUACAACAAAAACUGGUGCAGAAUGCGUAUGUUCUGAGGGAUACAAGAAAAAUGAAACCAGUGGCAAAUGUCAAGAUUUGAAUGAAGGCUUUCUGAAAGCAAUUGUUGUGGCGAAUAGGACUCAUAUCUGUUUAACGGACAUUCGCUCAUUUGUACAAGCAGAGUAUGAUUACGUGUGCAAAUUUACUGUAAGCAAACAGUUUACAGACACAAGUACUCCUUCCCCAGCAAGAAGAAAGAAAAGACAAGCUUUCACAACGACAUUGCCAACUGCAAGUACUACAACGGCGAGGCUAAACUAUAGUUCAACACCAUGGCCUACAACUUCUACAAAAACAAUGUCAACAGCUAUGUCGGACUCUUUAUCAACAAAUUGGACUGAAUAUGGAGAACCAGUCGAAUUCAUCAAAAUGUUUGACAUGAACAUGGAGAACAGAAUCUUCUUUUUCGCCACAGAGGGCAAUACAAUAUAUAAAAGACCUAUAGAUUUGCCAAUUGAGAGCAAUGUAAAGGAAACAAUCGUUAAAACGUCCGGAAUUAUAACUGGUCUUGCUUAUGACGCCGCGGACACUGACAAUUUGUACUGGUGUGAGUCUAACACAAAUAGCGUUUGGGUUGUAAACGUUGUAACAAAGGCGUCGAAAGUUAUCUACAACAAAAUUCCAAAUCCAAAAGAUAUUAUAGUUCUUUUGGAACACAGAAUAUUAGCAAUGAUAACAGGAACGAAUAGAAACAUGUAUAUUAGAACAAUGACCAUGGACGGUUUUAAUGUUAAAACCAUUACACCACGUAAUAGACAGAUGAUUUCCGCAAUAACAUUUGAUAGUAACAAAAACUUGAUCUACUACAUAGUGGAAGGAUACGAGUAUGGAUUCCUCUACAGUACAUCAUUUAAUACAGAGAGUUCAACUUUUAACUCCGAUCAUCCCCGAUUACCCGCCGAUGCAUCUAACCUUUUUGUCUAUCAAAAUUACUUAGUUUGGAUUCAUCCUACAAACACUGGAGGUCAUUAUGUAAAUUCGUAUGACAUCAACUCGAAAAGGGGGUUUAGAGACGUGGUCCUUGGAAACACCUCAGUUGAUAUUGUUGACAUGAAAGUUUUAGACAAACGUCUUCAGUCAACAAAUAUAACAAGUCCUUGUGCAUACGAAGAUGGCGGGUGUUCUCAAAUCUGCAUAACACAUUACACCAAUGAUGAAAUGACGCCCGUUUGCGAGUGCCGUCUAGGAUAUACCCUUGAUAAAAAUAAUGUCACCUGUAAUUCAACUAUUGUAGACGAUAACUUUCUCCUUGUGGCUGACUGGACAAAUAACGAGUUACUUCAAAUAAGCCUGGAGAAUGGCAACAUCAGUGCCGUGCGAAACCCGGAUAAUGAUAAUUAUAGAGGCGUCUUCAUUGAUGUUGAUACAAAGAAAAUAAUCUGGUCAGAAAAUUAUGACAAUAACAUAUACUCCGCAAAUUUGGAUGGAACAAACCAGCGGAUAUUGAGAUAUAUAGGAUAUCUAUAUCCAUAUCGUUUUGACAAGGAUAUGACAACAGGAAACUUGUACCUCACCACUUCUGAGUCUUCAAUUGGAAUAUUAACACCGUCAGGAGAUUAUGUGCAUUUGUAUUCCGAUUUUAGUAGGACAACUCUUGGCGAUAUUGUGGUUCAUCCAGGGAAAGGAUUUAUGUACUACACGAGCUAUAAAUAUGUGGGCCAUGCAGACAUGGAUGGGAAACACAGCGUUGAGUUAAUCAAGGGAAAUCAUGUUGAAAAAGCAGAAGGUCUAACGAUCGACUUUAUUAAUGACCAUCUAUAUUGGUCUGAUUCAAAGUACAAUACAAUACAGCGUUGUGAUCUUUAUGGCGAAGACUGUGUUACUAUAGUGAACAUGACGGGAACAUUUCAAUUCGAGGAAAUCAAAGACAUUGACACAGAUGGAAAAUAUUUGUAUUAUUCCACAUUCGGAAAAGAUCAUGUCGUCCGUGUGGAGUUGAAACGACCGCACACCAGGACUGUAGUAAGACAGAGUCCGGGCCUAGGAAAACUUAAUACGAUCACAUUUUACAGCAGCACAAACAAAAAUGUACAAGCAGUCAGUAAUGCAUGUAAAGCUCGAAAUGGUCGUGGAGACUGUAGUACAAUAUGCCUUCCAACUCAGCUUGGUAGGUCAUGUGCCUGUGAACGAGGAAUUAGGCUUAAAGCCGACGGUCGAACUUGCGCCAACGUUUACCAGUGCACAGAUCUUAUUCAGCAGACAGUUUUACUAAGUGGGGGCAAAAAAGUCGAGGUUGAUGUUACGUUCGGUAGUUCUUGUCUACGACAUCUUAACAACAAAUGCAGGUACAGGUGUCCAGUCAAUUUCGUGCCACUUUUUGACACCAUUUUAACAUGCACGAAUGUGGGAUGGGAUCUGGAGUCAGAAACUCUCUGUAGAGAAUUAAGAUGUCCAACAGCUAUUGACAACGGCCGGGUUGAUUCAAAUUGUACACGAGAAGUGGGCCAGACAUGCGAUUACCAGUGUGAUAAAGGCUUUCUAAAGACGACAGAAAUUGUCGUUUGUACAAAAAAUAGAACGUAUCAUAUACCGGAAAGUGAAUUGUGUGCAGUGGUAAAAUGUCCGUCAACAAUACCAAAUGGAGAAAUUACUGGAACAUGUAACCAAGCAAUUGGAGAAACAUGCGAGUUCAAAUGUAAUUGUGGUUUUAAAGCAGUCAGGUCCCUUCUUAAAAUAACGUGUAAUAGCACCGGACAAUGGGACGCAGCAGACAACGUAUGCCUUGAGAUCAAGUGUCCAGGUACUAUCGACAAUGGAAAACUAAGUCAAGACUGCCAAAGAAAAAUCGGUGACAAAUGCAAUUAUGAAUGCGAUGACGGGUUUGUUAUGACGAGGGAAAAGGUUGUCUGCACAGGAAAUGGAACAUACCAUGUACCUGAAAAUGGUCUUUGCACGCUAUAUAACUGUAGUGAUACAAUUGAAAAUGGUAAACUGGAUAAGGACUGUGCAAGAACGCUUGGUGAAACGUGCACGUACAGAUGUAAUAAAUACUUUUCUCCAUCAUUCAGUGACAGACGAACUACCUGUCAAUCUGACGGAUGGAAUCCGGAUUCAUCCGCUCUUUGUACAGAAUCUGUAUGUGCAAAUAAUUCUCUGGAAAAUGGAAAUAUCAUAGGAAAUUGCUCGAGUAAAGUUGGUGACACAUGCACGUUUCGAUGUAACCAAGGUUUUGUCAACACAACAAAUGUAGCCGUUUGUUUAGAUGAUCUUGUAUGGCAUCCAAAGGACAUGUGCACGGCUUUUAAAUGUAGUGAUACAAUUGAAAAUGGUAAACUGGAUGUGGACUGUACAAGAACGCUUGGUGAAACGUGCACCUACAGGUGUAACACAUACCUAUCUCCAACAUUCAGUGACCGGCGAACUACCUGUCAAGCUGACGGAUGGAAUCCAGAUUCCUCCGCUCUUUGUAAAGAAUCUGUAUGUGCGAAUAUUUCCCUGGCUAAUGGAAAUAUCGUAGGAAAAUGCUCAAGUAAAGUUGGUGACAAGUGCAAGUUUCAAUGUGAGCCAGGUUUUGUCAAUACAACAGAUGUAGCCGUUUGUUUAAAUGACAUAUGGCAUCCGAAGGAAGCAUGUAUAGGUAUUCCUUACAAGUGCGGCGGUCAAAUUGAAAAUGGAGCAUUAGAAGAUGGAUGCACAAGGACGAUCGGUUCUUCGUGUCAAUUCAGCUGUAAUAAAUAUUUUAAGUCAAGCAUCGCAACGAAACUGAUUACCUGCCAGUCUACUGGAUGGAAUCUGGGUACAACUAAACUUUGCAAAGAAUCAGUAUGUGAGGACAAAACUCUAACAAAUGGGAGAACAAAGGGACAAUGCACAAGCAAAAUUGGCGAGACGUGUAUGGUACAGUGUGAUAAAGGUUACAUUAAUACAACCGAUAAAGUCAUUUGUCAGGAUGACAGUACAUGGCAUCCUUCUGACUCGUGUACAGCAUUCACAUGUAGUGAUGAAAUUGAAAAUGGUCGUUUGGAUCCAGGAUGUGCAAGAAGAGUUGGUACUUCUUGCAAAUACAGCUGUAAUGAAUAUUAUACUCCAAGUGUAAAAGACUUCGAAAUCAAAUGCCAGGCCGAUGGAUGGCGUCCUGUUUCAACUAAUCUCUGCAGAGUUUCUGUAUGUGAGGACAGUUCCCUCUCAAAUGGAACGAUAAUAGGAACUUGUUCUAAAUCAAUUGGUGACGUUUGUGAGUUCCAGUGUGACAAAGGUUAUGCAAAUACAUCUAACUUAGUUGUCUGCAAAAGCGACAAAAUGUGGUAUCCUAGGGAGUCUUGUAAGGUAUCAGAGUGCAAGGACAGUUCACUGUCUAAUGGAAAGGUUACUGGAAACUGCAAGAAAAUGGUUGGCGAGACUUGCUCAGUAACGUGUAAUCAAGGUUUUGUCAAUACAACCUCUGUGGCUAUCUGCAGAAAUGAUUAUAUGUGGCACCCAACGGAAUCAUGUAUACGUUCUCCUCCAGCUAUAAAAUGUUCGCCUUACAUACCAAAUGGAGAGAUCACUGGGACAUGUGACUUAGCCAUAGGGGCGACAUGCAAGUUCACGUGCUACAGUGACUUUAAAGCAGCUGACCUACAUACGAAUAUAACUUGCAACGCUAGUGGACAUUGGAGCGUAACAAAUAAUCUAUGCCUUGAGCGAAUCAGUGUCACCACAGAAUCGUCGUCGUCAAAUGGAUUACCUGUGCCAGGUGUCGCAGUUGGUAUAGCGGUUUUGCUAUUAGCAGUCUUCUUGCUAAUUGGUGCUAAUACAUUUCUGUUUCUUAGACGUAAAAGCAACUUGUCACCGUCACUCCAAUCACUCUUUCGCCGAAGUAGGAAUACCGCCUUUGAAAAUCAAGGUUACAUACAGAAUACUGACCCCCCUGUCGAAACUACAGAUGUUGAUUUUUAUCAAAGUAUCAGCUUUACUGAGGGUGCUUCAUCCAGCGAUGAACAUUAUAAAUCCAGCAUUAUAAAUCCCAUGUACGACAAUGAGCCACUUCCAGAUGUUGCACAAACAGACAUGACGAACGACACAGACGACACAUGAUUCAUGGCAGAUGGAAAAGUAAAAGCUUGAUAUGGACAAAUAUAAAACAUGUUAUCACUGUGUUCAUUUUUCUUCUCAAAUAACAAAGUCGAAGUUAUGAUAUAUUAGAGAGUUUGAGAUUUCAACCUUCGCCUUCCCCUUCAACGUCUCUCAUAUAUAAUUGGGGUAAAACGUCACCGAUAUGCGUGUAUUCUAUUUAUAUCAGAAGUUGCUACUAAAGUUUUCCAUGUAAUAUCAAGUAAGCCUGAGACUUCGCUUUAUUAUUAUGUGAAAUAAAAAGCUUAGUUUCAGGAUUUCUGCUUAUUAAGUUAUUCGAUUAUCCAUAUGUAUAACUGGACUAAAUUUGAUGCGAAACACUAUCAAUAAGUAUAAGAAUAAUGAAGUUUUGUUUUGCCUAAUGAUUUUAACUAAAUACAUUGAAUUGAACCUGGAAGUAUGAAGUUAUCAACUGAUUUUGAGAAACUUUGAGAUUUUGUUAAAACUUUAACUUCUACGGCAUAUUUGUGUCCUCAGGCGGUAUUUGUUAUACCAGGUGGGCCUUUUUGUCGUAAGAAGUGAAGUUUUGAACGUCUGAAUAUGCGAUAUCACGAAAGUCAAAACUUCAGUCUUUGUACAUCUACUCUGUCCACAUACUCGGUAUCAAAGACUGAAAUCUGGAUGGAGGCACAUGGCAUGACAGUCAUUUUACUUGAAAAAUGAAUGGUAACACGCGAUUAUCAUUUGGUGGAACAUUUUAUUUUAACUUCCAAAUAAAAUCAAUCCGUUUCUGUCGGACACUUAAUAGGACAAUUGCGUUUUAAUUAUAAACAUAAAAUGGUACUAGUAAGACGGAAAAUUUUCUCUGAUGUAUCAGACAAUUUCAGAUCUAUGAUAUCAUGACGCGUUAGCCGUAUGGGAUAACUCCAUUCUUUACAUGCACGGACUCAGAGCCUGGCAGAGGGGCAUUGUGGGUCAAUCCCCCUUUGAUUCUUACAUUUUACAAAGAAAAUCGGUCUUGAAACUCGGUGUGACUACCCCCUCCGCCCCCCUCCACCCCCC